This is a messenger RNA of Alosa alosa (allis shad), 2306 nucleotides long. RefSeq names its product AHA1, activator of heat shock protein ATPase homolog 1b (gene ahsa1b). The transcript has 9 exons. Bases 122 to 1135 code for a protein of 337 amino acids. The record is from RefSeq and is a predicted model, not a curated record. NCBI's taxonomy places the organism in Eukaryota, Metazoa, Chordata, Actinopteri, Clupeiformes, Clupeidae. Gene Ontology annotation, molecular function: ATPase activator activity; protein-folding chaperone binding. Gene Ontology annotation, biological process: protein folding; positive regulation of ATP-dependent activity. Gene Ontology annotation, cellular component: cytosol.
AAAAUCAGAGGAACCAGCUGCCUGGAGUAUUCUAGAAAACGUGCCUCGGACAGUAAGAUAUCCUUUGCCGGGGGAAGGACUUACAACACCUAAACUGUAUUUAUUCAUUAACAGAGCAAUCAUGGCAAAGUGGGGCGAAGGAGACCCUCGUUGGAUUGUGGAGGAAAGAGCAGAUGCAACAAACGUCAACAAUUGGCACUGGACGGAGCGUAAUGCCACCAACUGGUCGUCGGACAAGCUGAAGGAGCUGCUCCAGGGCGUGCGGGUGGAGAACGAGCAUGGCUCAUGUGAGGUGACGGAGGUGAGCAAGGUGGAGGGAGAAUCCUCCAUCAACAACCGCAAAGGCAAGCUCAUCUUCUUCUACGAGUGGAACCUCAAGGCCAAGUGGAAAGGAAUAACAACAUCAGGGAUCAAAUGCAAAGGCCAUAUAGAGGUUCCGAACCUCUCAGAUGAAAAUGACAUGGAAGACCUUGAUAUUAGCGUGACGCUGAGUAAAGACCAGCCUGACACUCAGCUACUCACCCUCAUGAAGAAGGAAGGAGCAGAGAAGGUGCGCUCUGCCCUGGGCAAUUAUGUCAUCGCCCUCAAGACAGAGUUCACCCAAGGCAUGAUCCUGCCCACCGCCAAUGGCCUCAGUAAACAGCAAUCAUCUCAGUCCAAAGCCAAGGUGGACAAAACUCUGAUUGGUACCAACUGCUCGACUCCCGCACCCAACACUGGAGUGAAGAUCCCCACCUGCAAAUUCAGCAUCAGGGACACCUUCAUGACGUCGCCUGAAGAGCUGUACAGAGUCUUCAUCAACCAGGAGAUGGUACAGGCCUUCACACAUGCGGCCGCCGUGGUGGAACCCGUAAAGGGCGGGAAGAUCCGCAUGAUGGACGGCAAUGUGAUUGGGGAGUUUCAGGAGCUGGUUCCUGAGCAAAAGAUUGUGAUGAAAUGGAGGUACAACUCCUGGCCCAGUGAGCACUAUGCUACCAUCACGCUAAAGUUCGCGGACCGAAGCGGGGAGACAGAACUGACCAUAGAGUGUCGGGCUGUGCCGGAGAGCGAGGAGGAGAGAACAAAGGAGGGCUGGUACCGCUACUACCUUCAGGGCAUCAAACAGACGUUCGGCUACGGAAGCCGGCUCUAUUGAACAGAUGGCCGGCUAUACCCGGCUCUACUAAACAGAGCAGCCUUUUCUCUCUCUCUCUUGUUAUUUCCUUAUUUCUUCUUUUUCUUUCUUUGUUUUGGUUUUUUGUCACGCACAGAACAAAAACUCGACAUCAGAAAGCCACUCUGCUGAAGAACCAACUUGGCACCAUCUCGUACUGAUUGGUUUUUAAUUUUUCACUUCAUUUUUCCGUUAUCAUUUCUUGAUCCUGAUGUACAGAAAGAACGGGUGAGAACUGAAUUUGUAGAACUUUCAAAGACAAGAAGAAGAUGGAAGAGAGUUGUUAAAUGUUCAUGAAUUAUCUCUUGUUUGAGUGUGUGUGUGUGUGUGUGUGUGUGAGUGAAUGAAUGAAAUAACUACGUUUUAAUUGCCGCAUGGUCUCAUCGAGCUCAGGUCACCUGUAUAGCCAGUGCAAGGUCAGGGUGGACUGUGCCUUCAUGGAUUGAAGAGUUCCGAUAUGUUCCAUAAGGAUUCUUAAGUUCAUACUGUAACUGUUUUAAGAUGUAAAGAGGAAUGGCAAAAGAAUAAAAGUAAAGGGAGAACUUUGCAACCACUUAAAAAAAAAAUUUUUCAUUUUGACAGUAAUAUAACAGAACAGAGCAUGAAAACAGAUCGGCUGUGUGAAUGGUGCGUAUGUCUGUUUCACACUCAUAUUUUCAGCAUCGCUCGUUUUAUGGAUUGAAUUAUGUAAUUUAUACUGAACAUGUGUUUUAAAUGUGCUGACCACUGGUAAGGAAACUCUUAAAGGGGAUUGCUUGUGUCAAGCACCCAUCAGCGAGAGGCUUCAGUGGAGGCUGUAUUGAAUUGCUGUGCAUUGUAAACUAAAAGGCAUCAUGCUGUAAAGUGUAGUCCUGUAUAUCUUGAUUGGCUUGGUAUGGCAAAGCCCUCAUGUCCUGCCAGUGUGUAUUGGCUGCGUCGCCCAGGGAAGGUUUUUUUUUUACUCCAGAGGUUGAACGUGCAGGACAAGAAAAAGACAAAAGACCCAAGCGAUGUGUCUUCACUCAUCUGCAUCGAAAACUUUGCAACAGCCCUCUGCUGCGGAACUGUCACUUAUUUAUGUUUUUUUCCACUGAAGUAUUCAUCGGUAGCACAACACUUUGUAACCUGUUAAAACCUCAUUGAUUUCAUAUCAAUAAAGUCAUCCUUGCAAUUC